This is a messenger RNA of Phaedon cochleariae (mustard beetle), 1843 nucleotides long. NCBI's taxonomy places the organism in Eukaryota, Metazoa, Arthropoda, Insecta, Coleoptera, Chrysomelidae. The record is from the annotation of a GenBank genome assembly.
GUCAGCUAUCUGCCUACUGCCUAUCUGUCAAAUAUGUUGUGCGCGCGGCUGAGUUUUGUUCAAUCUGAGGUUUAUUAAUUAGGAUCAAGCCGAUCAAGUCCGACAAUUUUAUUGCUCAAAGUGAUUGUUGAUAUGAAUAUUGAAUAAACAGUUCAAUAAGGCAUGUUGGUAUCGAGUAGUGAGUUGCGGAUUCAAUAAUAUCAGCUUUUACCGACUUGAAAAGGUCUGCUCCAAUCUCUGAUCCAGUAUUUAUAGUACCUAGUUGCUGUAUUGCUAUUCCGCAGUUCAGAGAGAGGUUUUUAUUUUUGUAUUCAAUUCACAAAAGCCUUUUGUCAGUACGUGCAGACAAAAUAUCGAUCAUUCCUAAAUUUUGAGGAUUAUGUAGGUGGAAAUGAUAGAUAAUUUUCUAAGUAUAUAGUGACGUAAUGAACCAGUUGAAGAUAUGAUACAAGAAAACAGUGAGAUUUAGAUAAAUAAACUAUGGAUAACGAUGUAAGGGACUGGUAUAAAGUACCCAAGGGUAUAUUCAGGCUGUGCUUCAUUAUUAUCAAUAAUUUAUAUUGUAUACCUACCUAUGUGAUGUGGAUGAUACUACUAUUACCUCUUAAGAAAGUGAAACCUGACAUUUACUGGAAAAUUGAAGGGUAUUUUUUCCAUGGGUUAUUAGCCAUUGUAUCGUCUUGGAGCUAUUCUGCUGGAUAUGAUAUGGUGGAGGCGGGUGAUGACAUCACACAAUGUUUAGACGAUAAGACUCUCAUCAUAUCUAAUCACCAAUCGACAGCAGAUGUGCCUUUACUAUUUUCCUGCUUCAAUCCAAGAAAGCAGAUCCUACCAAAUAUCAUGUGGAUCAUGGAUAGUUUGUUUAAGUAUACGAAUUUUGGUAUCGUUAGUGUUAUACACAAGGAUUUUUUCAUUAUGUCUGGUAAAAAACACAGGGAUAGAAGUCUCCAAGAUUUGACUCAACAUUUGCUGGACGUGUAUAUUCCGCUCAAGCGGAAAUGGCUGAUUCUGUUCCCCGAAGGUGGAUUCCUGAGGAAAAGGAAGGCCAUAUCGCACAGAUAUGCCGAAAAGAUGAACUUGCCAAAAUUCGAGAACGUCUCCUUGCCCAGGAUCGGAGCGAUGAAAAUCAUCAUGGACACUCUGAGUCCCAAGUCGUUGUGCAAUAAUAACUCUAAUUCAGUCAAAAACGAUCACGUCGAUCUGCCCUGCAUCAAAUGGAUCUUGGACAUCACGAUAGCGUAUCCGGGCGGAUGGCCGAUCGACAUCGGGCACAUCGUGUUCGGCCACCGGCCGCCCUGCGAGACGGUCGUCUUCUACCGGCGUUACGCCAGCAAGGACGUGCCUAAGGACAGCGAGGCGCUGACCCAGUGGCUGUUCGACAGGUGGUCGGAGAAAGAGGACAUGCUGGGGCAGUUCUACAAAACGGGCGAGAUCCCCGUCUGCUUCAGCAGGCACGAGAGGCACCCCGGCAAAGUGGUAGUCCAAGACUGUCUGCGAUACGUGAUCUAUCACGUGUUUUUUAUCGCCUCGACUUACCUGCACCUGCAAAUGGCGGCGGCCGCAUACAGCUGCUACAGCUAUCUGGUUUAUUAGCAUUGUGUGAUCGCGUAUUUGGUCUGUCUGGUGAGGUACUAUCUGUAAGAGCAUAAUGGUUGAUGAGAUACGUCAAAUUGUGAUAAGGGGCUCUACUGCUGUUACCUGAUUUCGAAACAUGCAGAUAGAAAUUUCAAUGAAUUUGCGAAUAUGGUGUUAUCAUUGAUACUCCCUGAUUUGUCAUUGAUAAUAAAUUUGGUCAUCAGUUCAUUUGAACGAUGAUAAUACCAAUAUAGAUGUAUAGAAAGUC